AUGGAAAUCUCCUCCACCACACAGCCGCCGCGUAGUUGCGCAACGGCGCUGUCGACGUCCGCCUCACUGCGCGCCACGGCCGUUGUGGUGACGUUUCUCCCCGGGGCCGCGCAGGGUGCCACGGCGGUGCUGCUUGGCCACCCGCUGGACACCGCGAAGACUCGAAUGCAGACGAGUGGACCGAACGCACAGCACUCGGCGCUUGUGACAAUUGCGCGGAUGGCCCGCCACGAGGGACCGCGCAGCCUCUUUCGCGGCUGCACGCCGCCUUUGCUGAUGGAGGGCAUGAAGCGGAGCCUUCAGUUUGCUCUGUGGGACACCUUCCGCGACCAACACGCGCGAGCCGCCGCUCCCUCCUCCUCUUCCUCCUCCUCCCGCGACG
This is a messenger RNA of Bactrocera neohumeralis, 382 nucleotides long. RefSeq lists its product as uncharacterized. The annotation marks the transcript as partial. The transcript has a single exon. The record is from RefSeq and is a predicted model, not a curated record. Lineage: Eukaryota; Metazoa; Arthropoda; Insecta; Diptera; Tephritidae.